Messenger RNA from Nelumbo nucifera (sacred lotus), 1394 nucleotides. RefSeq names its product agamous-like MADS-box protein AP1. Gene Ontology annotation, biological process: positive regulation of transcription by RNA polymerase II. Gene Ontology annotation, molecular function: RNA polymerase II transcription regulatory region sequence-specific DNA binding; protein dimerization activity; DNA-binding transcription factor activity. The record is from RefSeq and is a predicted model, not a curated record. Lineage: Eukaryota; Viridiplantae; Streptophyta; Magnoliopsida; Proteales; Nelumbonaceae. Gene Ontology annotation, cellular component: nucleus.
CUUUUGCCUCAUCACACUUCCAUACAAUUAAACCAAACCUGUGCUGCCGAGGCUCUCACUCAGAGAGAGAGAGAGAGUGGGAAAGAGAGGGCGAGGGAAAAAAUGGAAAUUUUCGUAUUCUGUUAAUAUCUAUAUGUAGCUACCUAAGCUCUUCUCUCUCUCUCUCUCUCUCUCUCUCUCUCUCUCUCUUUCUACUUUUUUCUGCUUAUCGUUUGCUUCAAAUCUAAGAAUUUCCGUUCUAGUUUUAUCUCCUUCUUUGUUACUUGAGAUUCCUGGAAAAGAAGAAGGAAAAGUAGAAAUGGGGAGAGGUAGGGUUCAGCUGAAGCGGAUCGAGAACAAGAUCAAUCGCCAGGUGACUUUCUCCAAGCGGAGGAACGGAUUGCUCAAGAAAGCUCACGAGAUCUCAGUUCUCUGCGAUGCUGAGGUCGCUGUGAUCGUCUUCUCCACCAAGGGAAAGCUCUUCGAGUACGCCACUGAUUCCGGCAUGGAAAGGAUCCUUGAACGUUAUGAAAGAUAUUCUUAUGCAGAGCGAGAGCUUAUUGCUGCUGAUUCCGAAUCACAGGGAAAUUGGUCUCUAGAGUACACAAAGCUUAAGAAUAAAAUUGAGAUUUUACAGCGGAACCAAAGGCAUUAUGUUGGAGAAGACCUCGAGUCCUUGAGUCUGAAGGAGCUCCAGAAUUUAGAGCAACAGCUUGACACUGCUCUCAAACAAAUACGAACAAGAAAGAACCAACUCAUUUACGACUCUAUUUCAGAACUUCAGAAAAAGGAGAAAGCGUUGCAGGAGCAAAACAACAUACUGACUAAAAAGCUCAAGGAGAAGGAGAAGGAGAAGGAAAAGGAAAAGGCUCUGGCCCAGCAGGCUCACUGGGACCAACAAAACCAAGGACAAAGCUCACCGUCCUUCCUGCUAUCACAGCCACUUCCCUCACUUGCUAUAAGUGGUACUUACCAGGGAAGGGGCGCCGCAUGCGAUGAUGAAGAAGCUCGCUCGCAUGCUCGGACCAACUCACUUAUGCCGCCUUGGAUGCUCCGCCAUUUGAAUGAAUAGAAGAACCAACUACAGUCUUCUGUCUGAUCAGCAGUUUUCGAUCAUUAUGCUAGCUUGAUGGAAAUUGCCUUCAUGGCGGGAGAGGUGUCAUCUCAAUCUCAUUACUUUCUGUACAUCAAUUAUGUGACAAUGUAUAAUCUCUAUCAUAUAUAGGGACUAGCAUCCACCAAAGAAUCGUCAGGUUUGAGUGUAUUUUGAACUUUGGGUUUUUCUAAAUUAUACUACUCUCUAGUUCUAGAAAGUUAUAUAUCUAGCACAAGAACGAGGAUGGAUGAACUUGGAUUUCAUUGGAUUUCUGUCUCUGGUUGUGUAUAUAAAUAUCUAAACUCUGUUUUAUCUUUUC